UUUUAUUGAAUGAAUCACUUAAAUAAAAGUGUCAUUAUUAGACACAAGUUUGACAAGCAGGAGGAGAUCAAGCAAGAAAUAGGCAAGGCUCAACACUGGGCUAGUCAUGCUCCUAAAACAAAAAAUAUCGAGAGAAGAACUAAUAAUCAAGAUUCAAAGAAAAGCUAUUUAUUUCAAGAUACCCCAAGGAAGAAUAAAAAGGAUUACAUGGUAAAACUUUUAUCUGAGAUGAAUACUCCUAAGGCAAAGCUUGCAUUAUCAAGAAUCAAAGAUAUUAGAGACAUCAACUUAAAUGGAUUCUCUUCCAUAGCUGAUGAUAGGAAAUCAAUGUUCUCAUCUUCAUACAAUGGUAGUGCCAGAAAACAGACUCUACAUCGUUUUUCAAGAGGAAAUACACAGAAAUGAAUAAAAAUAAAUUCUUUUCUCAGAGGAUCAAUAACUUCAAGAAAGAAUGGCCAAAAUACUUUUAAGCUAACAAGAAGUCAACCAAAGAGAGCUUCUUUAGUGCAGAAUAGGUUUCAAACUUCUAUAAAGACUAAUAAUCUUGAGAAAUUUACUCCCAAAAUAAGUAAAAGUACGAAAAGAGGGAAGUCUGUGUCAUUAUCAAAGUCUUUUGCUAGUAACAAUCUCGAGAAAAAUAUUAUUUCUUCACAACUUCCUAAGCUAAAAUUCUCAAGCAAAAAUCAGAAGCUAAUAGCAUAUCAAAAUACUGCUAAAGAUCAAUUUGAAGGCAAUUCUACAGUAGGGUUCAAUCAGAAUGUCAAACUUUUGUCCCCUUCCACUCAGAAGAACAAGAGAAGUAAAAACUUGUGGAAUUUGACAAUGAAUGAUCGUUCAGAAAAUGCUUUCAAGAUGAAAAAUUUCUAUACUCCUUCUAAUAAAGGGACUUUAAGAAAAAGUAGAAUGAAAAAUAACCAAUAUACCCCUAAUUUAGAAAUGCCAAUGAAGACAGAUUACUCUCAAAUUCUUCAUUCGAUCAAUGCUAGUUUCAACAAACAAUCUCUCGACCAGAUCAAAGAAGAACUAAAGCUCAUCACCAAACAAAGCAGGCAAGGGGGAGAAGACCCUAUCAUCUUCGACAUCAUCAGUCAAAACCAUAAGAAGAAAUUCAAGAGUACAUUAGGGGACAAGCUUGUGCAGCUAGAGACACUUGACAGAAUGGAUUUGGAUUAA
This is a messenger RNA of Moneuplotes crassus, 1173 nucleotides long. NCBI's taxonomy places the organism in Eukaryota, Ciliophora, Spirotrichea, Euplotida, Euplotidae. The record is from the annotation of a GenBank genome assembly.